Exophiala dermatitidis NIH/UT8656 is the source of this 1558-nucleotide messenger RNA. RefSeq names its product SAGA-associated factor 29. The record is from RefSeq and is a predicted model, not a curated record. The coding region runs from base 331 to 1293 and encodes 320 amino acids. The transcript has 3 exons. NCBI's taxonomy places the organism in Eukaryota, Fungi, Ascomycota, Eurotiomycetes, Chaetothyriales, Herpotrichiellaceae. Gene Ontology annotation, cellular component: SAGA complex.
GUUCUUCUCCACCCAAGCCACCGUCUUCCAUAUGCUACAUCACAAAUGACAAUGGGCUCAUAACUUGGUCGCAUUGCUUGUUCGCGUUAAGACAUCGACUACUACGAGUAGGCGAUGGAACCAAGGCACUCCUACAUUUUAUUUUGUCCCUAAGAGGCAGCUGGCACCAUACUGUUCAGCACUCGUCCUUGGGUGAUUGGGGGCAGAGAUAUUGGUACGGCACCCUCACAACAGAUCGAGGAAAGCGCCUUAUUCUUUGGCUCCAUAAGCGCGGGAACAGUCCCGAGUCUAUUUUAAUUUUAUCAUCACAGUGCUGGAGCAAUACCCAAUAUGAGUUCGCGGCCUCGAGCAGGCCGAGGCAUGACCGGCCGAGAUGGGAAGGAGAGCGACCUUGAAAACGAACUUCUAAGCCGGGCUGUCGAAAGUUUACGCAAAGCCCAAGGAUACAAUGACGAGUCCAAACGGAUCGGGCAGGAAAUCGUGGCGCUUGAAGAAGAGAUUAAACUAAAUGGUCAUUCUACACCUGAGAACCAUCGCCGCCUGGAUGCUCUAUAUCGAGAGAACCUGAGAUACGCGGAGAUGGAGAAGAAGGUCCAUGACGAAGAAGACAUCAUCAACAACCUGGCCAUUUUGGCGACGAUGAAGACUACCGAUGACCUUGCCCCUAGAAACGGCCAGCAAAAGUCUCGCAAACAUCAGAGGCCGCCCGUUGCCGAGCCGGACGUUACAGUGGAAUCUCCCGGUCCCAGUCCAGGAGAUGGUCGCCUCGAGAUGAUGAAACGGGUCAAGGGCACGUCGCAGCGAAGCUCUAGUACUGCUAGCCAAAGCCGUGCUGCAGCAGCCGGCGCCAAAGACGACGCGGCUGAAACGCACAAAGGCAUCCAAGCAGAGAAGGCUGGCCAACUGGUCCCUGGAACCGAAGUGUUUUACAAAUACCCCAAAGACCAAGCGGAGCAUGAGGAAGGAGUCGGGAUUCAUGGUAUCAUUAAGAAAGUGUGGCAAGAUAAGAAGCCAAUCCAAUACGACGUCCGAGACCCAGAGGACGAUGCUUCGGGGAAACAAACCGUGCGCAAGGCGACAGCUAAGGAUCUGGUGCCGAUUCCGCAGACCGCUACCAAUAUUCCUCAGUUUCCCACCGGAGCCAACGUCUACGCCAAGUAUCCUGAUACCGACACCUUCUACCGCGCCAAGGUCAAGAGCUUCCAGAAAGGCAUGUAUAGUCUGAAGUUCGACGAGGAUGAUAAGGAGAUGCUCGUCGAUGUGCGGUUCGUGUUGGACUCGAGAUUGAAAUGAGUUUUGGUCUUUUAUGAUUAUGACGACUGCAUUUUAUGGAUCCAAGAUGCACAAGCGUUGACCAAAAAGGUCACGCCUGCAUUUAUGUAUCCUUGACGCGACGCGACGAUGGUAUCAUGAUGGAUAGCUUUAGCUUUCGUUUUAUUUUAUUGUUUGAGCAGGCCUUUACUGGCCAGAUAUGCCGCACCCGAAUCCGCCCAUACCUCGUAUACCUUGACCUUUGUGUCCUCGUCAAACUCGAGAACAUAUGUAAAGACCUCGUCCC